Molecule: messenger RNA, 564 nt
Organism: Lodderomyces elongisporus
Lineage: Eukaryota; Fungi; Ascomycota; Pichiomycetes; Serinales; Debaryomycetaceae
Gene: MED21
Product: Med21p
Exons: 1
Coding region: 1-564 (187 amino acids)
Biological process (GO): regulation of transcription by RNA polymerase II
Cellular component (GO): mediator complex
Molecular function (GO): transcription coregulator activity
Source: RefSeq, a predicted model, not a curated record
AUGUCCGAUAGGCUUACACAGUUACAAAUAUGUUUAGAUCAACUUAUUGACCAAUUCACAGCUACGGUCAAUUAUAUAAAUGUACAUGCGCCGCCUGCAUUACUCGAUGAUGAUCCAACAUCUGUCUCCAAUAGAGCAGCAAAGGCACUUCCUCCACAAGGACUACCAGGACAACCGGGACAAGCUGGUCAGCAGCUGCCCCAGGAUCAACAACUGCCGCCUGCGCAGCAACAGGAAAAUGGUAAGGAAAAGGAACAAGACGCAGCACAAGCAAAAAGUCAAGCUGCGACUCAAGUUUCACUGGAGGAUAAUGAAAACGAAUUUAAUACCGCAAUCGAAGAGCUUUCCACAGAUAUCGUACUCAAGAGUCGCCAGAUUUCGAUACUAAUAGAUAGUCUACCCGGUAUUGGAGUAAGCAGCGAGGAUCAAUUGAAACAAAUUGGUGAAUUAUAUAAUGAAUUGAAAGAGGUUGAGCAAAAAAGACUAUUGAAGAUUAAAGAGAAGGACGAGUUGAUAAAAAAUGUCGAUGACCUAAUUGUUGAACUAGCCAGCAACAUGCGGUGA